Molecule: messenger RNA, 1023 nt
Organism: Electrophorus electricus (electric eel)
Lineage: Eukaryota; Metazoa; Chordata; Actinopteri; Gymnotiformes; Gymnotidae
Source: RefSeq, a predicted model, not a curated record
AUGAAGACUCAUCUGCGUAACCCACUACAUGAUUAUGAGGCUCAUGCAAGCAGGGGAGUGGAGGAAGGGCCACACUCACCAGGCCUGUGGCAGAGCACACGCUACAUCCUGCUGUGCUGCAUCAUGGGCUUCAAUGCAUUGUGUGUCACCCUGCACACACUGCGCGCCCUGCACCACCCCACUGCCCACGUGGUCUGUUGGAUCCUCUUUGACCUGCAGGUGGUGAUGGCCUGUGGGCCGACCAUGACACUCAUGCUGAUGUGCAUGACUCAUGCUGAUGUGCAUGUGACGUGCCUGUCCAUUUGCCAGCCGCUCCACUAUGAGGCACUGUUGUGCCACUUCUCCCACUGGGUCAUGCUGGCCACGUGGCUCCUUGCCCUGCUCAACCCAGUAGUGUUCACCACCCUGGCCUGCGUGCGUCAGCCAUGGGAGUACGUGGUGGGCGUGGACACAGAGUGCUCCACUGUCCUGGAGAAUACAGUGUGCAUCAUCAGCGCCCCCCUGCUGCUGCUUGCCAUGGCGUUGCUAAUCCUUGGCAGCCAUGUUCUGAUCUACCUAGAGGGUCACCGCGCCGGCCACUUCUCACAGUCCAACAGCAGGGGGCACCACACCAUCCUCAUUCACAGUCUGAAGAUGAGCCUGCACAUCCUGCCGACCAUCGUCUCGUGCCUGCUCCAGACCCAGGCUAUGGCCCUAAUCACCUUCCUAGUGUUCAGCUUGGCAUAGUCCCACAGUCCUGUGGUGUAUGGCCUGCGCUGCCAGGAGCUGCAUGAGCGGCUGCCCCACUUCAUCCCGCACUGCCGAGGUGGCCCCAGUUCCUCCCCCAGCAAAGACAGUGGCAGCAGUGGAACUGGCACCAGCACAUGGACCACCACCAGCAUGGGCACAGCCACUAGCACCAGUGCUUCUGCCCCCAUCACAGACAGUGAGUGGGUGGAGAAGGAAAAGCUCAAGCUCAAGUUCAAGAGCUGCAGGGCCAUGACACAUCACACCAUGGGCAACCAUCAGAAAUAUAUCGUAUAG